AUCAGUUCAUACCAGUCUAGUCCUUUCUUUCUCUCUCUCUUUUGCUUUGUGUAAACUUUCUUUCAAAACUCAUUAUCAAAGAAAAAAGGCAGAUCCAAGGAAGGUUGUUAAUCUGUCAAUCCCAUCAAUCAGUCAACCAAACACGACCAAUCAUCAAUCAAAUUUUUAUAAAAGAAAAGUUGAAAAUACAUUCAAAUUUGAUAUGUCAUCCUCUUCUUCUCCUACUUCUUCUACUACUACUACUACUACCACUCAGCAGCAGCUGGACCACCACCUUCCCUCACCUGAGCAGCUCUGUUAUGUCCAUUGUAACAUUUGUGACACUGUCCUUGCGGUCAGUGUUCCUUGUUCUAGCUUGUUCAAAACUGUGACAGUGCGAUGUGGGCACUGCACCAAUCUGCUGCCUGUGAACAUGCGUGGCUUGCUUUUGCCUUCCGCUAAUCAGUUUCAUCAGCUCGGCCACUCUUUCUUUUCUCCUUCCCAUAACAUUCUGGAAAACAUCCCAACGCCAAAUUCCAAUUAUCUCAUCAACCAGUUCGCAGCUACUAACACUUUUGGAAUGCCAUCUCGAGGAGUUGCUGAUGAGCUCCCUAGGCCACCAGUCAUCAACAGACCUCCGGAGAAGAGACAGAGAGUGCCCUCUGCAUACAACCGCUUCAUCAAAGACGAGAUCCAACGCAUCAAGUCAGUGAAUCCGGAUAUAUCCCACAGAGAAGCCUUCAGUGCUGCUGCUAAGAAUUGGGCACACUUUCCACACAUUCACUUUGGUCUCAUGCCCGACCAGACAGUGAAGAAGACAAAUAUCCGGCAGCAGGAAGGAGAUCAUGGGAGUGUUGUGAUGAAAGACAAUGGAUUUUACGCCGCCGCCUCACCCAACGUUGGUGUCUCCCAUUUCUAAAACAAAACAUGUCCCAAUGAAUGACACUGCUUGCUUUUAUCAACCUCUUUUCUUUAUGUUUAUAUAUUAAAUACUCUCUCUUCCAUGUAUUUUCCCCUUACCUUCAGACUACUGUUUUAAUGUUAUGGUUAUGCCUAUAUUUCCCUCUCA
Messenger RNA from Cucurbita maxima (winter squash), 1048 nucleotides. RefSeq names its product axial regulator YABBY 1-like. Lineage: Eukaryota; Viridiplantae; Streptophyta; Magnoliopsida; Cucurbitales; Cucurbitaceae. Gene Ontology annotation, biological process: multicellular organism development; abaxial cell fate specification; regulation of leaf development. The record is from RefSeq and is a predicted model, not a curated record. The coding region runs from base 203 to 898 and encodes 231 amino acids. Gene Ontology annotation, cellular component: nucleus. The transcript is spliced from 7 exons.